Molecule: messenger RNA, 2569 nt
Organism: Papaver somniferum (opium poppy)
Lineage: Eukaryota; Viridiplantae; Streptophyta; Magnoliopsida; Ranunculales; Papaveraceae
Product: ATP-dependent DNA helicase Q-like 3
Exons: 20
Coding region: 171-2405 (744 amino acids)
Biological process (GO): double-strand break repair via homologous recombination
Cellular component (GO): chromosome; cytoplasm
Molecular function (GO): nucleic acid binding; 3'-5' DNA helicase activity; ATP binding
Source: RefSeq, a predicted model, not a curated record
CGAAAGAUGGCCACUUGCUGCGGAAAAUAUAAAAUUCCGGAAACCAAUUCCUGACAUUACAAACUGAAGACAGUGCAGUUGCCGGAAACACUUGAAGCUUUUCCUGCCCCUAAUUCUCUUCUCCCUUCUCGGCUACGAUUCAUAACCAGGUUCUUCUUACGGUUUGAGACAUGAGGAAAUUUCUAUUGCCGAUGCAAAGUGUAGAUAAAGUGGAUAAUAAGAAGGAGAAGAAUAAGUCUUGGGAUAAAGAAAGUUUAGUGAAGAUUUUGAAACAACAUUUUGGGUAUUCUGAAUUCAGAGGGAAACAAUUAGAAGCUGUUGAAGCUAUUUUAUCAGGAAGAGAUUGUUUUUGUCUCAUGCCAACUGGAGGAGGAAAGUCCAUGUGUUACCAGAUCCCAGCACUAUCAAAAGCAGGAAUUGUUCUUGUUGUGUGUCCUUUAAUAGCGUUGAUGGAAAACCAAGUCAAGGCACUAAAGGAGAAAGGGAUUCGUGCAGAAUAUCUCUCUUCGACUCAAACCUCCAAAGUCAGAGAAAAGAUUCUUGAGGAGCUCAACUAUGGAAAGCCGUCACUAAGGCUACUUUAUGUAACACCAGAACUGAUUGCAACACAGGGGUUUAUGCCAAAGCUGACAAAGCUCCACUCUAGAGGCUUAUUGAAUCUCAUUGCCAUAGAUGAGGCACAUUGCAUUUCAUCAUGGGGACACGAUUUCAGGCCCAGCUACCGCAAACUUUCUUCUCUGCGGAAUCACCUUCCAGGGGUACCAAUACUGGCCUUGACAGCUACAGCUGUUCCUAAGGUUCAGAAGGAUGUGAUGGAUUCUUUAUGCUUGCAACAGCCAUUAGUCCUCAGAUCAUCAUUUAAUCGUCCUAAUAUAUACUACGAAGUUCGGUAUAAAGACCUUCUGGAAGAUGUCUACUUUGAUAUGUCUAAUCAAUUCAAGUCUAGUGGAAAUGUAUGUGGAAUCAUUUAUUGCCUUGAGCGUACAGCUUGUGAUGAUUUAUCAGCUCAUCUAUUAAAGAAUGGCGUCUCUUGUGCAGCUUACCAUGCUGGAUUGAACAGUAAACAGCGAAGCUCAGUUUUAGACAACUGGUUGUCUUCCAAAGUACAAGUGGUUGUAGCAACUGUUGCUUUUGGCAUGGGAAUAGAUAGAAAGGAUGUUAGGAUUGUUUGCCAUUUCAAUAUCCCGAAGUCAAUGGAAUCCUUCUAUCAAGAGUCUGGAAGAGCUGGACGUGAUCAGAAACCUUCAAGAAGUUUGUUAUAUUAUGGGAUGGAUGAUCGCAGAAAAAUGGAAUUUAUUCUUAGUAAAUCACAAAACAAGCAGGCAAACUCUUCCAACUCGGAGGGUGGCUCGUCCAAGAAAGCAUUAGCUGACUUCAGUCAGAUGGUGGAGUAUUGCGAAAAAUCUAGUUGCCGACGGAAAAAAAUUCUUGAGAAUUUUGAAGAAAAAGUACCUACAUCAUUAUGUAACAAAUCCUGCGAUGCCUGCAAGAGCCCAAAUGUAGUUGCUAAGAGUCUCGAAGAGCUUACUCUUUCUGCUUACCAGAGGACUGGAUUCUCUCGUGUCUUUAUCAACAGUUCGUCAUCCGUGGCUUCUGAAGAUCGUUACACAGAGUUCUGGAACCGUGAUGACGAAGCAAGUGCUUCUGAAGAAGAUAUAUCUGAUUCUGAUGAUGCAGAAGAACUUGUGAACAACUUGUCAGGGUCAAAAUUCUCAUCAAAAUCCGGAUUAAACGAGAAAUUGGCAAUUUUGCAGCGGGCAGAAGAGAAAUACUAUCAGGCAGAAGCCCCUUCAAAAGAGAAGAACAGCGUUGACAAGAAGUCCAUAUCUGAAUCCCUAAGAACAGCUAUCAAACAAAGGUUAUUGAACACUCUAAAACAGACUGAGCAACGUCUUGGAAUCUUAAAGAUAGAUUUGGAGGCUUCUGCAGCUUUUCUUGAAGACGAGUGUUACAAGAAGUACGCGAAAGUUGGGAAGACAUUCUAUAAUUCACAAAUGGCAAGUACGGUGAGGUGGUUAUCUACCUCAAGUAUGGUGGAGAUAAUGAACCGGCUUAGCUCCUGUGUCACUCAGGACCCCUCUACUCCCAAGCCAUCAGAUGACCCAUCAACAGCUUCUUCCCUUUCCAUGAAUCCAGAUAUGCAAGAUCAAAAUUCGCUAGAAGUUGGUGAAGAGGAAGUCCAAAUUGUUGUUGAUUCAAGUACUUCCAUAGAAACACCCAUGAUUCCAACUUCCUCCGAAACAAUACACCAUCUUCCUCCAAUUCCAUCAUUUGCAGAGUUUGUUACUCAGAAAGGGAAAAACGGUCAAUCAAAUAUUUCUUCUACGUCAAGAUCCGAGAAGCAUUCAUCUACAAGAACAUCAAAAGAAGAUGAUGCUGCAGAGAAAAGAAUGAGACUGCACUAGAAUUAUUCAUGACUCAGUCUUUCUUUUUCUUCUUUUGGUUGCUUGCUCGUACUCUCAUAGUUGAUUGGCAAAUCCUGCGUUCUUUUGCAACCUUGAAUUUUGUUUGGAGUUUGAUCUCAAAGCUUAAUUAUUCCACAACAUUUCUCGUAUUUUGGUUCCUCGUA